AUGGAGGCAACCUCGAUGUCGUUGGAAGACGUUCAGAAGAACCUCACCCUUACCAAGAUCGAGCAAUCUGCCGCAGAAGAGGCAGUCAAACUCAUCAGGACACUGUUAGCAAGCUGCUGCCACAUCCGCCCAGUCCGAGUCGAUCUGACCGGAUCGCUGCAGAGAGGGACAGCCAUAAGUGGCGAUUUUGACAUCGACGUGCGCGUGGAGCUCCAAAGCCAAGACUGGCCAUCCCUGCGUCUCCUCAAGCAAGAGGCCAAGCAAAGGUUGACGUCACAAGGUUUCGCCUUCCUCUCUGAAGGAGAGCACAUUCUGAAGUUGAGGCUGACCACCGGGCCUACCAAAGCUCCAGUGGAUCUUGUCUUCACCUCUAGCGCGAAUGCAGGCAGCAAGGAGCAACUUGAGAGCCAGGACUUCGAUGCCGAUUCGGGGAAGUGGAGUGAUUACACCUUAGCUUUCCGUGCUUACUUCGGCCUCAAGAAUGAUGCCCGGCUGAUUGAGGCGUAUGAGAGGCUAUCAAAGCAAGGCCACCACGUGAAGGAGCUCAUUCUGCUGACGAAGCAUUGGAAGAAGCAAGAAGAAGCAAAGGUGGAGAAGGAGGGCCGAAUACAAGAUGCGAAGCGUCUGGGAUGGGUGAAGUCCAUUCAUCUCGAGCUGGCAUGUUUGACAGCUGCUGAGGAAAUGCCUGCUGGCCAAGGAUUUCACAUGUCGUUUGGCCGAGUCCUAACAUUGCUGGCUCGAGGUUUGAACAAUUCUGCCUUGGCACGCCAGCUCGCCAUGGAACCAUCGUACCUAGGCCUGCGGGAAGCAGAGCGGGCUGUUCUCAGAGCCCACGCAAGGCAGAGCCUCAAGAAGAUGUGCUUCGCGUUCCCCGGCAAAGGUGACUCGCAGGAUCUCUUCAUGUUCCUCCGCCCCAGUGAAGUGCGUGAAAUAUACAAGAAGGACAUCCCCAUGAUACGGGUGGUGGAAGAUGAUGCUUCCGGUGGAAAGAUCUAUUCCGUGGACCACAGACGCCUCGCAGUCUUCCGGCUGUUGGAGAUGUUCGGCAGGACCAGGGUGGUCAAGGUUCAUGUGCUCGCUUUGGGGGAGCUCCACAAGGGCGAAUGGAAAAAGAAGCUCAGCACCAAGACGGAUGGCAUGAGCAUUACUGUGUCUGGUCCAGAGGGGUGGGUUGUGGGAACCGACCGUUCCACUACAACGUACCCACUUCGGGAGGCCUUGCUGGUGGGCAAGACUCAGGAGGCCCUGCAGUUAGAUGAGUUGGAGUCUGAUGAUGAAAGUGAGAUCCUACCGGUCCCUAAGCGGGCCCGUCAGUGA
Messenger RNA from Symbiodinium natans, 1317 nucleotides. Lineage: Eukaryota; Dinophyceae; Suessiales; Symbiodiniaceae. The record is from the annotation of a GenBank genome assembly.